Molecule: messenger RNA, 1676 nt
Organism: Stegostoma tigrinum
Lineage: Eukaryota; Metazoa; Chordata; Chondrichthyes; Orectolobiformes; Stegostomatidae
Gene: pglyrp6
Product: peptidoglycan recognition protein 6
Exons: 5
Coding region: 30-1499 (489 amino acids)
Biological process (GO): defense response to Gram-positive bacterium; detection of bacterium; peptidoglycan catabolic process
Molecular function (GO): peptidoglycan binding; zinc ion binding; N-acetylmuramoyl-L-alanine amidase activity
Source: RefSeq, a predicted model, not a curated record
GGUUACUGCCGGUUUCAGGAAUUGCAGCAAUGUCAGCCCACGUUCGAAUUCAGAGCUGCUUCUUGCUCCUCUGGUUGUUUUACCCAUUCCUCUGCCCUGUUAGAGCAGCAGCCUAUCACCUUGAUAAAGUUUUAAGCAUCAUUGAGGAGUUGGAAGGGCAUGAUCCUGAGUUGACUAUUCUUGACCUGGCCACUGCGCUACGAAAACUGCGUACCUCUGACCAGGAUUAUCACCAUCUCCUUCUCGGUGACAGCUCAGCCCCCUCUGCCUCCCUGCGACCUCUCUCUGAAGACCAGCUGUCUUUUAUGAAAGAUGUCAUGAACCACAAAGUCAGCUCUUCAGUUGAGCGCGGUGUAGUCCUCACUCCAGACGGAACAACAAUCGCCAUGGCGAAUGUGAUCGGGGGGCUUGAAGCUGGAUUGAAAAGGAAAAAAGACUGCACUUGGCCAGAUGUGGCUGGAGACCUCCCAGUUGAUAACCUUUACGCCCUGACAUUGACCAGAGAGCUAGGGUUAGCAAUUGUGGCCCAUCACUUGAACAGCAGCCAGGUGUUACUGGGACCCAAUGGUUGCUGGGACAAUGUGAUUUCUCCUCAGGUUUUCACUGGGCUCGGUCCCUCAUCUCUUGCCACAGAUGCUGUGAUUAAUGGAGGCAUGGAUGGCUUUAUCCUAGGGCAUCUCUUAACGCAGUUCCAAGGCCCAUUACUGCCCAAACUCAGUGCUGUGUUGAGGGAUUACUACGGCGAGGAACAGGGGCAGAUCAGCUUUAAGGCCAAUGCCCGUCGAAAGAAUUUUAAAUCAAAAAUUGACCUCAGUACUUUUACCAAUCAGGUCAUAAGUGCACUUUACCUUUACGACUACAUCAGGAAUGAUUCCGUUCUCCAAUACCUCAACGAUAGUGUCCUCAGAAGAAUUUCUGAGCAAGGAGUUGAACAGUUUCAUCAUCGCUAUCUCGAAUGUCCUGCCAUUAUUCCUCGAUGCCUGUGGGAUGCCAGACCGUACAAAGGUACUCCGGUGAACCUAGUGCUGCCACUGCGUUUUGUCUACAUUCACCACACCUACGAGCCCAGCCAGCCCUGCACCAGGUUCCGGGAUUGUGCAGCAAACAUGAGAAGCAUGCAGCGGUUCCACCAGGAUGAUCGUCAAUGGGACGACAUCGGCUACAACUUUGUUGCAGGCUCUGAUGGAUACAUCUAUGAAGGGCGUGGAUGGUUCUGGCAAGGAGCUCAUACCAAAGGGCAGAACUCUAAGGGGUAUGGAGUCAGUUUCAUUGGUAACUACACCUCCGAGCUCCCAGGCCAGGCAGCAAUGGAACUAGUCAAAGAGAAUUUCAUGAGGUGCGCUGUUACUAACAACAGAAUCAUUAGUGAUUACAUCAUCCAAGGCCAUCGGCAACACAGACCAACUCUGUGCCCAGGGGAAAGGCUCUUCAAUGAAAUCAAGACCUGGGAGGCAUUCAAGGAGGUCGAACAAGCCAAUGGAACCACUGCUGGGUUGUAACCUCUGGAGAACAACCCGUACAGAGAAGGUCAGGAGAUCGUGAAACAUGAAGACCAGUUCACAAACGAGGAAGAGCUACUUAGACAGUCAUGGCUGCACAAAUAAAUUCUAAUAUGUCACUUAUCCACUUUACUCAAUAUGAAUUAGUUAAUACCUGUUUAUGAUUUUAAAAUUUGG